Synchiropus splendidus (mandarinfish) is the source of this 3727-nucleotide messenger RNA. RefSeq names its product roundabout, axon guidance receptor, homolog 4 (Drosophila) (gene robo4). Gene Ontology annotation, cellular component: plasma membrane; axon. Gene Ontology annotation, molecular function: cell-cell adhesion mediator activity. The record is from RefSeq and is a predicted model, not a curated record. The transcript is spliced from 19 exons. The coding region runs from base 110 to 3418 and encodes 1102 amino acids. Gene Ontology annotation, biological process: axon guidance; dendrite self-avoidance; homophilic cell-cell adhesion. Lineage: Eukaryota; Metazoa; Chordata; Actinopteri; Syngnathiformes; Callionymidae.
UCGUGUGUUGGACAGGUCACGGUUUAGAGGACAGGGGAGCUCCAGGAGGGAAUGGGUGCCUCAGCAGCGGGGUCAGCUUGAGCCUCCUGAAAGCUAAGGACACGUGAAGAUGCGGUUUAGCGUUUGGCUUCUGUGGGCGACGUUCUUCUACACCUGCGCUCAGUACUUUCAGAGAUGCAUGUGCCAGGAGCUCCGUCCACCAGGAUUGGACAAGAGGACAAAGAGUCAGGUCAAGGAGCAUGGCGGUGGACGCCAGCACGCGCUUCACAGAAGCAGGCCACACCACAGGAAAGUCUUCAGAGCCCGUGCUGAGGAAAGCCCGCCAUCCAUCGUGCACCACCCCUCCGACGUGGUGGUGAAAGUCGGCAAUCCCGCCACCCUGUCUUGCCGAGUGGAAGGAAACCCAAGGCCAACCAUCGAGUGGCUGCACAACGGCCAGCCGCCGGUGUGGACCAAAGUCGGGGGCCAACUGCAGCCCCUGGUGUUAUCGGAGGGCAGCCUCUUCUUUCUGAACGUGGGCGGGAACAAGCGAGGCCCGUCUCAUGAAGGGGUGUACACCUGUGUGGCCACCAACAGCGCAGGGAGGGCCGUGAGCCGCAAUGCUUCGCUGCAUAUCGCAGUGUUACAGGAGGAGUUCGGGGUGCAACCCAGUGACAUGGAGGUGGCCGAGGGGGAGACGGCCAUCCUUGACUGUGAACCUCCGACUGGGCACCCGGAGCCCAAUGUGAUGUGGAAGAAGGAUGGACUUCCCAUCAAAACCAGUGACUUCCACUACGCUGUGGUCAGUGGGAAGCUGGUCAUCUCUCCAGCACAGAAGAACCACUCUGGCGUGUACGUGUGUGUCGCCAGUAACACAGUGGGAGUGAGAGAGAGUCGCGCGGCUCGACUUUCUGUGCUUGCCAAACCAGUGCUGGUGCUGAAGCCGGAGGAUGCGUCGGUGAAAGUAGGCGAGUCAGCACAGUUCUACUGCCAGGCGAAAGGUGACCCUCCUCCUGCGGUGGUCUGGAGCCGAGAGCAGGGGCCGCUGCCCAACGGCAGGUACCUGGUAGACCCAGACCAGACCCUUCAGAUUCACUAUGUGACUCCUCUGGAUGCUGGGAGAUACACAUGCACUGCUGCCAAUGAUGUGGGCGUGGUCAGCGCCAGUGGUCAGCUGACGGUGGAAGAUGUGGCCGAUACGGAACAGAAGGACCUGCACAAGGAGCUCUCUGCCCUGCGAGUGGUUCUGGAGGACGUGGCCAUCAUGGCGCCGGGCUCCAACAUGUCCAGAGCUCAGUGGAGGCUCCAGUCUCUGCCGGCUCAGCCUCACUACCUGGAUGGAUUUGAAGUUCUGCAUCGAUCCCUGCUGCCCACCACCUCAGACUGGACGGCAAAGAAGGUGGAGCUGCCUGGUUACCAGACUCAGCUCGGCCCGUUACGAAGAGGCUUCAAGUAUGAGUUCAAGGUCCGGCCUUUCGGCGGCAGCUUGUACGGGAGAGAGAGCAACACCCGGCACCUGCGGGUCCCUGAGAUCGCCCCUGGUUCCCCUCCUCAGGCUGUGUCCACCUCAGUGAGUCCUGAGAAGAACAACUCUGUUCACCUAAACUGGCAGCCUCCUCCUCCAGACUUCCAUAACGGAAUCAUCCAGGGAUACCAGGUGUGGUGUGUGGAGCCGGAGGAGAACCAGUACCAGAACUGGACGGUGGACAGUAGCCGACACGGCCUUGAUAUCUCCGGCCUGCAGUCGGGGAAACACUACUGGAUCACAGUCGCGGCUGUAAACGGAGCCGGAGUGGGAAUGUUGAGUGACCCUCACGGCUUCAUCAUUGACCCUCUGCUCGGCUCACCAGCCGACACCAACAGCCCAAAUGCCUCCAGCUUCCUGGCCCUGCUGCAGAACCCAGUGUUUAUCGGCUGCAUCUGCGCCCUCUCGUGGUGCAUCCUGAUGAUCGCAGCAGUGUGUCUGUUCAGACACCACAGCCGGAUGGGAGCCCUGAUGCCGGGGCGGGACGGAGCGAAAGGUUUGCACCGACUUCACGGUGAAGAUCUCAUCAUCAAGCACAGGAUGGUGGCUCCUGACUCUCCAUGGAUCUCUGGCACCUGGAGACCAGCUUUCAACCAGAAGUACCAGGACCUGUGGGCUCAGGGCCACAAACAACCCGCACUCAGGAGCACUGCAUGCCCUGCCAAGAAGGAGUUGGAUGGCCUGGACGCCUCUGUUCCCAUAGUGACGGACAGCUGUGGGGUCUAUGGAACCUUCUAUGUGGAUCUGAUGGGAAGCGGUCUCAGGACCUUCAACAGUCCGGGCCGUUGUCCCAAGAUGCCCCACGGACCUCCUCAGCAGCCGGGAGCCGAGACCAUUCAGAUAUUCACUCAGCCAACAGCCAAGACUCCGCCCCUCGGUAGCCGUGAGCUGUUACCGUGGAAACAAGGCAUCCGACCGCAGCCCAAGAUGGGCGUGCUGAGGGAGUCGUGGGAGAAGAACUGCAGUAAGCAAGAACUCCAGGCAGUGAACAGCGUCCCCUUAUUAACCACUAGGGGGCAGGCUUGUCCAUCCGGCGUCUGCAAACAGCGGCUCAGUCAUGUGCCCUCAGCAGUGCAGCAGGAGAAGGCUUCUCGUCUGCUGCAUUACUCUGCCUCCCUGCACCUGGUGGACAUGCUGCCCCCCCCUCCACCACUGCUUCCCCUGGAGGAUGUCCCGGGCACCACCUCCCUCAGCUCAGAUGAAGGCUCCAGUCGCUCCACAAAGCUGACAGUGGACCUCGGUUCUGCUGAGUCCUUGUGUGGAGACUCCGGUCACAAGGUGGCCCCCCGACCCUGCGACGCCCCCUACAGCCUGGACGAUGACCAGGAUGGGACGCUGACCGCCCAGGAGGCCGUCCAGUACCUGGAGCUGAGCCGCUGCCCGGAGCGGCUCAGCGUCCUCCCGGAGCAGCGCCCCUCCCUCCCCCACCUUCGGCCCCUCCCUCACCCGGCGGUCUCCCACACCCGCUCCGUUCCCGACGAGCUGGAGCCGACGGGUCGGCGGCGGUCCCACCUCCGCAGCACGCCCUCGUCCUGCUACAGCGAGUGGGACGGCUCGCUGUGGAACACCUGGAGCUCGGUGAUGGACGGAGACAUGUCCAGCGCUCGCACCAGCCUCAUCAGCUCGGUGGACAGCUGCUGCACCAGCGACAGCGCCCACCUGGCCAGGCUGCUGGCUGCUGCCGCCGCCGCUGAUUCUGUGAGCGGAGCCUCGCUCUCAGACUUCUCACCCCCCGCAUCACCUCUCAGCGGGCUGUACGCGCCCUUCCGACCUGAAGUGGAGCGGUUCGCGGAGCCCGUCCCCGCGUGGGACUGGAGUCUGGCCUGGGUGGAGGAGAUGGAGGCCCAGUACCGCAACCACUACCUGAACAAGAGAAGACACGAGCAAGACUCCGCUGCCAAGAGGGAGUUCUGAGAGGCCCAACCAGGGUUUCCUUUAUUUAAAUCAUUUUACCCAGUGUUUAGCUUUUGUAUCUCUGUUGUGUGUCUGAAACACAAUAUAGUUGUGUUUAGCUGAAAGUUUCCCUCUUUAAAUUCCUGUCAUUUGACUAGAGGAUAGUGUUUUCACAGCAUACUUUUCUAUACAUUAAUUGUAGAAUUGCAAUAUUUUACUACACAGAUUAUAUAUAUAUAUAUAUAAAUUCAUAUAAAUAUAUUUGCAGCGCUGAUAGCGAUGAUAAAAUGUGUCACAUGAAGUGAGAGCUGAGCUGUUUGAUAUAAAAUG